This is a messenger RNA of Durusdinium trenchii, 345 nucleotides long. The record is from the annotation of a GenBank genome assembly. NCBI's taxonomy places the organism in Eukaryota, Dinophyceae, Suessiales, Symbiodiniaceae.
AUGCGUGAAUGUCUCCAUGCGGUUGGCUUGGACCACAUUUUGACGCGAGAGGCAGAUGGAUGGUUUGCCCGCCGAUCAUGGCCAGAGCUUCUCACCCGUGAAGAGCAGCAACGGCUUGGGCUGGCGCGUGUGCUUUACCACCGGCCCACCUUUUGCAUCUUGGAGGAGGCCACCUGCUGCCUCCCUGCCACACAAGAGGCCGAGCUCCAUAAGCUACUGCUCCGCUUCAACGUGACGCCUCUGGCCUUGGCCUCGCAGCCGUUCCUUGAGACCCUCUACCGACGUCAACUUCACCUGGGGCUGGCCAAGGGCAAUGGCUGGAAGUUGAUUGAAACAGCUGAGUAG